AUGGCCACCGGAAGUAGACGUCACCAGUGCCAACUGCCAGCCAACUAGGCUUGAUCGAGCUGCACUUUUAGCAAGAGGAAAAGCAUUUUUCACUGUCUCCGACGUUCACCCUUUACACUUUUUCACAUUGGUGUCAUUCAUUAUUUAAACCAUAGUGUAAGUAGCACCAAUUCUCGUAUACAAAUAUGUUUCUGUGGGAUUGGUUCUCAGGAGUUUUAAGUUAUCUUGGGCUAUGGAAGAAAAGUGGCAAACUUCUGUUUCUUGGUUUAGAUAAUGCAGGCAAAACUACAUUGUUACACAUGCUGAAAGAUGAUCGCCUAGCUCAACAUGUGCCUACAUUGCAUCCAACAUCCGAAGAGCUGUCUAUCGGUAACAUAAGGUUCACUACUUUUGAUUUAGGAGGUCACACUCAAGCACGCAGAGUAUGGAAAGAUUAUUUUCCAGCAGUAGAUGCCAUAGUAUUUCUCGUAGACGCAAGUGAUAGAUCUAGAUUAGCAGAAUCAAGAGCCGAGCUUGAUGCAUUGUUGGGCGAUGAGCAACUCAGUACUUGUCCAGUUCUUGUUUUGGGUAAUAAAAUUGAUAAACCGAAUGCAGCAUCAGAAGAUGAGCUUAGAAAUUUCUUUAAUCUUUAUGGUCAAACAACGGGCAAGGGCAAAAUCGCACGUAAUGAUAUACCCGGUCGUCCAUUGGAAUUAUUUAUGUGUUCGGUAUUAAAAAAGCAAGGUUACGGCGAGGGCUUCCGUUGGCUCGCUCAGUAUAUCGACUGAAUGCACAUAAUAAUCGAAACACUCUGAUUCCUAGCAGUUUCAAACUCAUUUCCCUUUCCUCUGUUUCAUUGUGGAUAACGGUAUUAAAACGAUAGGACAUUAUCCUUACACGUAUUGAACAGUGGAAAAGGAAUAUGUUUAAUACUACAAACUGCAGUAACAGAUUCGAGACAGUGCACAUAAAAAAGAAAGAAAGAAAAAAAAAAAAAAAAAAAAAAAAAAAAAACAAAAAAGACGAAUAUUCUUGGAAA
Molecule: messenger RNA, 1018 nt
Organism: Vespa mandarinia (Asian giant hornet)
Lineage: Eukaryota; Metazoa; Arthropoda; Insecta; Hymenoptera; Vespidae
Gene: Sar1
Product: Secretion-associated Ras-related 1
Biological process (GO): intracellular protein transport
Molecular function (GO): GTPase activity; GTP binding
Source: RefSeq, a predicted model, not a curated record